Molecule: messenger RNA, 978 nt
Organism: Penicillium nucicola
Lineage: Eukaryota; Fungi; Ascomycota; Eurotiomycetes; Eurotiales; Aspergillaceae
Exons: 2
Coding region: 1-978 (325 amino acids)
Cellular component (GO): cytoplasm
Source: RefSeq, a predicted model, not a curated record
AUGUCUCUUCCCACUCGAUCCCUCGGCCGCAACGGCCCUCAAGUCCCAGCAAUUGGUCUGGGACUCAUGAGUCUCGGUGAUAUUUACGGACCCGCCGGUACACUCGAGGAAAAGGUCGCAUUUCUUGAACACGCCCAUGCAAUCGGUGCCAGAUUCUGGGAUACCGCCGAUGCAUACUUUGGCAGCGAAGAUGCUGUCGGCGCAUGGAUUAGAAAGUCGGGUAAUCGCGACGAUAUCUUCCUGGCGACCAAGUUCGCUCUGCGUUUCAGCGCAACGGAGCUGUUGAUCCGUUCCGAUCCGGAGUAUGUCAAGGCUGCCUGUGAGAAGAGCUUGAACAGACUUGGUGUUGAAUCCAUUGACCUUUACUAUUGUCACCGCGUUGAUGACGUGACGCCUAUUGAGAAGACUGUCGAGGCUAUGGUUGAGUUGAAAGACCAAGGCAAAAUCAAAUAUCUCGGACUAUCUGAAUGCUCUGCUUCAACUAUUCGUCGUGCACAUGCCAUCCAUCCGAUCACUGCGUAUCAGGUGGAAUACAGUCCGUUUGCAUUGGAUAUCGAGUCAUCAACCACAGAUAUCCUGAACACCUGCCGCGAACUUGGUAUCGCGGUCAUCGCCUAUAGUCCCGUGGGUCGCGGUAUUCUGACCGGACAGAUCCAAUCGCUCUCCGAUAUCCCCGAAACUGACUUCCGUCGCAUGCUUCCCAAGUACAGCGAGGAGAACUUCCCGAAGAUCUUGGAACUAGUGCAGGGACUCAAGGCUAUUGCUAGUAAUCAUGGAAGCACUUCCGCUCAGGUGGCUAUUGCAUGGCUUCUUGCUCAGGGCUCUGAUAUUAUUCCAAUUCCUGGAACCAAGUCGACCAAAAACCUUGACGAGAAUACCCGUGCUGUUUCUCUAGAUUUGUCGGAGAAGGAGCUACAGGAGAUUCGAGAUUUGAUUGACCGAACGGAGAUUCCUGGAGCGCGUUAUCCUGCCACGUGA